UUGUAUUCUGCUUCUCACUUCGUCGCGGCUGGACGCGUCUUUAAUUUUUAGGAUAGUUUAGCAUUUGUAAGCGAAAUAAUUGAAUAUCUCAACUGCACAGGGCAGUGAAUAAAGUGAAAAGAAAGAAAAGCAGCGUGCCCUGUCUAUUGUACUAUUUGUUUUGUUCACAUUUAUCGUAAUCCCCGCGCGUCCUCUCUCACUCUUUCGCUAUUAACUUCAUUGUAAAACUUAAAACGCACAUUGAACAAUUUGGUUUUAAAUAUUACUGUACUCGGAUAACAAAUUGCCAGUUAAAACAAACCAACACCAAUUUACAUAAUAUUGGAAAAACACGGAAAAAAAUAACAAAACACACACACACGGGCUGGCAAAUUGAUAGACGGAGGAUGUGUACGUGUGUGUAAACAGCGAGAUCAAAUAGUGAAAUGCAAAAGUGUUUUUCAAUUGAAAAGCGGACGACAGAAAAGUGAAAAUUAAAGCAAUUGGCGACUUACAUAUUUGCAUUGCAUUUGGAACACAGAUUCAGUGAAAACAAGUGAAAAUGUCGAAUGCAGAAGACGGCGAACUGGAUCCGCAAAUUCAGAUUGAAUUGGAGAAUCUCAAUAGUGCAACCGAUGAGAUUAAUAAGUUAGAAAUUGAGCUAGAGGAGGCAAAUUCCACUUUUCGCAUCCUAUUAAAUGAAUCAACGCGUCGCCUUAAGCUCUCCUCCAAGAAGUUGGGCAACUGCAUAGAGAAAGCUCGACCUUACUACGAGGCUUUGGAUAAGGCACGCGAAGCACAAAUCGAAUGCCAGAAGGCGGCAGUUAAAUUCCAACGUGCUAAUGAAAUCCAUGCCGCGGCAAAGGAAACGGUAGCGCUUGCCGAGCAACGAUUUAUGUCCAAUUCGCACGAAUGGCAGUUCGACAAUGCCUGGCAGGAGAUGCUCAACCAUGCUACCCAAAAGGUGAUGGAUGCAGAGACCCAGAAAGCCGACUGUCAUGCCGAGCAUCAGAGGCUCACCAAGUUAUUUAACACCGCCGAGCAAAAACUUCAGCAGCUGGAGGAUCGCUUCCGGCGGAGCAUCAACAAGUCGAGACCGUACUUCGAGGAGAAACAAGUGUGCCAGGACCAGCUGCAGACACAAAAGAAUCGCAUUCAGGAAUUGCAACAGCAGGUGGCCGGUGCGAAGAGCACUUAUUCCACGGCCUUGCGUAAUCUGGAGAGAAUCAGCGAGGAUAUACAUAGGCAGAGAGGUGAUUUUCCAACUCCGCCGGGACCCCGCGAGCCGGGUGUGGGGGCGGAGUUGAAUUCGCCGACUUCCAGUGCCUUGCCAUCGCUACCAGAUUUCCAAAUGGAGCUGGAGAAAUGCGAUUAUCCCUCCAUAGCUGGCAGUCAGAUGUCCCUGGGUGCUAAAACUCCUCUAGCAGCUGCCGAAACUGAAGAUGAGGAGGAUGCAUGCGACUAUGAUGAGACGGGAGCUGGUGAACUCAGAGGCGUGGUAGAUGAACGUGAUUUGGAAGCCCUACGUCAGAAGGUUAAGAUCCUAGCAGUGCGUCCCAUUGAGGGUGGAGAUGGUCAGCAGCAGAAUGAUGUGUGGGAGCAUGAACUCAAGGACACGGUUGACAAACUGGAUCAUUUGAUGAUGCUCAAAGAAACGGCCAAGAGGCAGCAAACAAACCGUUUGAAGUCCACCGAACAGCGACCCGAUUCUCUAGGUGCGGAGGCUAUGAAACGCCACUGUGAUGUGGUUGAGGUGAAGGUCACUACCUGCGCCACUACAGCCAGCUUGCCAGUCACACCCCACCACCAGCUGAAUCACCUUGCACCGCCCACGCCUAUCAAGAAGCUGCAACAGCAGCUGGCUCCCUUGCCCUCGGUUAAUGUCUCAAUGCGGGAGUUGCCCUUGUUGGCAAGGUUAUCCAACGAGCUCCUGGAUCGCAGCAGUGCUGCCUUCGGAGGAGUGCGCAAGACGCUGCGCCGGCGCUCUCUAGAAUAGUGAGCAUCUGGGGGGCCAGAGGAGCCGUUCCCAGCCAGCCCCAUAUCAGAUUUGUUUAUAUUAAAUGAAUAAUGAAAUAAUUGUAAAACGUUAAACGCCGCAUUUAAAUGUGCACCACUCUCAAAUAAGUCUACACUUACAUGAUAUAUACACCAUCUAUUUUCGUAUAAAUGUUGAUUACAUUCUAAUCUAUUGUCUCCGUAUUUGUUUCUCACUGUUAACUACUUUAACUAUGUAAAUGUUUUGUGAUUUGAGAAAGCGAAAUGAAAACGAUUGAUUGAUAUGCAAACAAUAAGCAGCUUUAAGUUAAUGUUUAAACCUUAAACUAAUAAAACCAGGUAGACUCACUAAUUUAAAUCAAAUGGGCACAUGCACUAAAUAGUUUAGCCUAAAAAUACCACGAAAAUGAAACUCUGAAUAAAUACAAGUGUCGAAAUGUAA
This is a messenger RNA of Drosophila eugracilis, 2416 nucleotides long. RefSeq names its product SH3 domain-binding protein 5 homolog (gene pcs). Bases 542 to 1975 code for a protein of 477 amino acids. Gene Ontology annotation, biological process: intracellular signal transduction; negative regulation of protein tyrosine kinase activity. Lineage: Eukaryota; Metazoa; Arthropoda; Insecta; Diptera; Drosophilidae. Gene Ontology annotation, molecular function: protein kinase inhibitor activity. The record is from RefSeq and is a predicted model, not a curated record. The transcript has 4 exons. Gene Ontology annotation, cellular component: cytoplasm.